AUGCAGAAACAGGAGCUUGAGAAGUGUUUUGCAAAUGUGUGCAAGCAUCAUGAUGUGGAGGUGGUGAAGAAGAAUGGCAGCCCAGCGGAAACAGAGGCUGUGUGCCUCAAUGUGGGCUUCAGGACAGUUGAAAUUCUUGAAGGUAGACUGCUGCUGAAUGGCAGUGAGUUGACCAUUCGUGGAGUGAACAGACACGAGCACCACCCGACGAAAGGACAUGUGGUUGACAGAGAGUCUAUGAUACAGGACAUCCAGAUGAUGAAAGAAAACAAUUUUAAUGCCGUGCGAUGCGCUCACUAUCCGAACGACAUCAUGUUUUAUGAAUUGUGCGAUGAAAUGGGGCUUUAUGUGGUGGACGAAGCAAAUAUUGAGAGCCAUGGAGUAGAUUUUGACUGGUCGAAGACCUUGGGAAACAAGGAGGAGUGGGGAGAGGCGCACCUCGCCCGAGUGCAGCGCUAUGUUGAGCGGGACAAGAAUUUCCCCAGCAUCAUUUUCUGGUCUUUGGGAAAUGAAGCAGGCAACGGAAUCAAUCACUACAGCACGUAUGCGUGGCUGAAAGGAAGGGAUCCUACACGACCAGUUCAAUACGAACAUGCUCGAAAAGAACCAACAUGGACCACACACAAUUUGGAGACGAUUGACAAGAAUACUGACAUCUAUUGUCCGAUGUACCCAAGCCACUUGAAGUUGGAAAAAUAUGGAGAACUGUACGACAGCGAUGUAAAUGCGCUUCCAUUGAUCAUGGUGGAGUACGCGCACGCAAUGGGCAACACCUUGGGAGCAUUCAGGGAGUACUGGGAUAUGAUCUACAGAUACGGUGUGCUGCAGGGUGGUUUUAUUUGGGACUGGGUCGACCAGGGCUUGGAAACGCAGAAGAAUGGGAAGACGAUUUGGGCAUUUGGCGGUGACUUUGGUGCGAAGGGCACCCCUUCGGACCUGAAUUUCUGCAUCAAUGGCCUUGUGCAGCCUGACCGGACGCCCAGCCCACAUUUGUUCGAGGCGAAGAAGGUAAUGCAGCCCGUGACUUUUCGAGAGGACAUUGAAGCCGGGACGAUUGAAAUCCAAAACCGCUACGACUUCCUUUCCCUGGACCACUUGGAUUUCUUUUGGCAAAUUACUUUGAACGGCUCGGUUGUGGAGAGUGGACAACUGCAAGGUAUACAGGCUGAAGCUCAUGGAUCACACACGAUCAACAUGCCAAAGCCUACCAUCAUUCAAGAAGCCUUUGGAGAGUACCAUUUGCUGGUUUCAGCCUAUAUGAGGGAAACAAAGAGCUGCUUGCCAAAGGGCUUGGAGGUGGCCUGGGAGCAGUGGCAUCUUCUCACCAACGCGCCCGUUCCAAUUGCUAGUAUCAGUGGCUUGGAGCCCAAAAUUCAGACCGAAGCAACCGGCCUCACCGUGGUUGCCGGUGAACUUGUAGCACGCCUUGGCCGCCGAUCCAGUGAAGGAGCUGGCUGCCUCACUGGGUUGGCAUUUCGAGGAUUGGAACUGCUGGCAGCGCCAUUGCAGCCAAACUUUUGGCGUCCACCUACUGACAACGACUAUGGAGCAAAUCUUCAUAAAGAUUGUGCUUGCUGGCGAUUUGCCGGACAAAAGGCGGUUCUGUUGGAAGAUUUGCAGACCGUGCCACAGCCAGCAUUUGUUGACAUCAGUGGAGUGCUUGCUGUUGGAGGAGGAGGUGCAAAGCUUGCCGUGACCUACUCGAUUUCCUCAGUUGGAGUCAGAGUGGCUGCUCAGUGGCGCCCUUUUGCUGACCAAGGGCCGCGGCCAGCACUGGUCGGAGGUAUAGGAUAUCUCAGAUGCUCCAAUGAUCGGCACUUGGAUGUGGAGGGGAAAGCAGUUCAAGCACGCUGGCGCGACAUGGGGGAGUGGCAGUCACUGACAAUCAAUGCUGCAAAGGAGCCUGGCAAGCAGUUGGAGCACGGUGACAAAAUUGCUCUUCAGGCUGUCACCGCCAAAACGGAGGCAGAGCUGUUGUUGCACGGGGUGGUGCCAACCCCUCAAAGUGCAGUCGGCUUGCCAGACGGUAUGACGGGCUUGCAAGUUGAAGCUACUGGGGAUCCCCAGCAGCCCUGUUGGACAUUGCGCCGUGCCAAUGGGGCUGGAGCUGCUUAUUCUGGGGACGAGGUGUCCUUAGAGGCAGCUGGCAAGUUCCUGGGAGUUGUUGAUGGCAAAGUGGUGGCCCUGGAUGCAGAGUCCAGCUUUACCAAGAUCAUUCUUGAUAUCAAGGACCCCAGUCUUGCACAUGAUGACACGCACUAA
Messenger RNA from Durusdinium trenchii, 2262 nucleotides. The record is from the annotation of a GenBank genome assembly. NCBI's taxonomy places the organism in Eukaryota, Dinophyceae, Suessiales, Symbiodiniaceae.